AUGGAAAAGCUCAAAUAUUUGACUCUUGCCGCUGCUUCUCCUUACAUCAAUCGAACGCGUUACAUUGAUCCAACAAAAGCUUCCAUCGAGAGGAUUUCUGGUCAGAAAUGUGUUGAAGAGUGGAAACAAGAGUUUCAAGGGAAGAUAUUGGUUUCAACACAUUCACAUGUUGUUCGGGUUACAAGGAUUGCCGAAAAUAUUAUUGGUGCAAUGCAUACAGAGAUCAAUAAAAUGAGGUCUAUUUCUGAGGAUAUUUCUCAAUAUGGCUUUGUGCGUCGUGUUUGGUUGUGUAUGACCCGAAAGCUACCACCUUCUUUGUCUCAUUUGGAUGAAUUGAAUUGGGAGAUUUUGAUUGUGACCGGUGAUGAUGUUACUGAUUAUUUUGCUAUAGUUUGCUCGGGAGGGAAGAUUAUUGCAUCCACUGCUCUCAUUGAGCUUCAUUCAAGUGAUGUAGAGUUAGCAACUAUGCUUGCACAUGAGGUUGCGCAUAUUAUGGCUCGGCAUGGAGUUGAAAUGUGUACAAAGGUCGAGUUGAUUUCUAUGAUAGACUGUGUGCUUAAUCUAUUUGUCCUCAUUGAUUUUUACGAAACAUGUGAAUUUGAAGCGGAUUACAUUGGGCUUCUACUAAUGGCAGCCGCUGGCUAUGAUCCCCGGCAAGCUCCUAAGUUCUAUGAGAAGAUGACAAUGUUUGACGAGCCUGUAAAAUUUCCUUUGCUUGCAAGGUUUUUAGAUAGCCAUCCAUCAAGUAAAGAAAGAGCGAAAGCAGUGGCUCGACCUGAGAUAAUGCAGGAAGCUCUUAUUUUGUAUAAAGAUGCAAGAGGCAGGCGUGGGGUUGAAUGA
This is a messenger RNA of Medicago truncatula (barrel medic), 840 nucleotides long. Its product is annotated as mitochondrial metalloendopeptidase OMA1. Bases 1 to 840 code for a protein of 279 amino acids. NCBI's taxonomy places the organism in Eukaryota, Viridiplantae, Streptophyta, Magnoliopsida, Fabales, Fabaceae. Gene Ontology annotation, cellular component: membrane. Gene Ontology annotation, molecular function: metalloendopeptidase activity. The record is from RefSeq and is a predicted model, not a curated record. The transcript is spliced from 3 exons.